GCAACAUUUGUAAUCUUGACGUUGGUCAGCAUAGAUAGGCCAGUAUGUUCCUGCAUAGCAAUUGGUAUCACGAUUCACGACCCAAUUCAUGAUUGAGUAUAAGUAGGUGACCUUCUGAACUUAUUCUCGUUUUGUUUUGAUUCAAGUCGGCAUCGAGUCAGCUUUUUACACACAUCUGCAUACAUUCAGCUCCUUUAUAUUCUUUAACCGGGACGAAAAUCACCAAUCCAUCAUCCCCUCCACACCAAAAACCCAUCUUAGCUACCUACCGAGAUCAACAUCAACAUCAUGUCACCGACUACCGUUCUCAUCACUGGUGCCAACCGCGGACUUGGCAAGGGACUCGCAGAGCGCUACCUCUCCCUGCCCAACCAUAUCGUCAUCGCCGCUGUACGAGACCCAUCUCACACCACCUCCCAAGCCCUGUCCUCCAUCCCCAAGGGAGAUGACACCAAACUGGUAGUCGUCAAGUACGAUGCCGCCAUCGAGCAAGACGCCUACGAUGCCGUGGAGAACUUGCAAAAGUCCCACGGCAUCGACAAGCUCGACGUGGUGGUCGCCAACGCCGCCAUCGCAAGGGCGUUUGUGGCCGUCAAGGACGCCAAGCGGGCCGACGUCCAGGAACACAUCAACGUCAACGUCCUGGGUGUCCUGUCGCUGUUCCAAGCCACCAGAGCGCUGCUGGAAAAGGCCGCAGCCGCUUCUUCCUCUCCCGACGUCAAGCCCAUCUUUGCCAUCAUCGGCACCGUCGCCGGCAGCCUGGCCGAUCAGCCUCAGGUCCCCAACGCGGUUUACGGAGCUUCCAAGUCCAUGGUUCACUGGUACGGCGUUCGUCUCCACGAGGAGGAGCAGUGGCUCAGCACCUUGGUCAUCCACCCCGGAUGGGUGCAGACCGAAAUGGGCAAUUUUGGUGCCAAGGCCUUGGGGCAGACCGAGGCUCCCGUCAAGAUCGAGGACUCGGUAAAUGGCAUGUUCUCCAUCCUGACGGAUGCCGACACUAAAACCAAGUACGGCGGCAAGUUGGUUGUGUAUGAUAAGUCAUUCCUUGCUUGGUAGAGGGUUCUGGAAUUUUAUGCAGGCUGUGGUUGUAGGAUGCACAUGUUCUUUAUGUGGCGUUGAGUUUCGAGGGGCUUAAUUGUUUGAAUUGGAGUUGGCCAGUUAGGAGUUCUCUUUAGAUGGGUAUUUUAAACUAUUUUGCAAUCAUCCUACUUGUGAGCUUUGCUUGACUGCCAAAAAAUGAGAGUAUCUAGGCGAGUAGAAUAUCAAUAUCAACAAGACUAAAAUCUG
Pyricularia grisea is the source of this 1287-nucleotide messenger RNA. RefSeq lists its product as uncharacterized. The record is from RefSeq and is a predicted model, not a curated record. The transcript is spliced from 2 exons. The coding region runs from base 289 to 1056 and encodes 255 amino acids. Lineage: Eukaryota; Fungi; Ascomycota; Sordariomycetes; Magnaporthales; Pyriculariaceae.